UCAUGCUGCUGCCAGGUCCAGAGUCUCUCAUGGGUCCCUGUACGGCCUCCCAUUGCUGCUGUCUCCAUCGCCACACUCUGCCAUGUGCCACUUUCAGGUCUCCUCACACACUGCUGGGUUCCAUUUUGUCAUAGGGUGCUGGCAGAUUACGGGCCUCCCAUUGCUGCUGCCAGGCCUUAAUCUGCCAUGGGCCCCUGUACCGCCUCCUCAUGCUGCUGCCAGGUCCACAGUGUCUCAUGGGUCCCUGAACCGCCUCCCAUUGCUGCUGUCUCCAUCGCCCACACUCUGCCAUGUGCCACUUUCAGGUCUCCUCACACUGCUGGUGUGUUACAUUUUUUGU
Messenger RNA from Staurois parvus, 340 nucleotides. Lineage: Eukaryota; Metazoa; Chordata; Amphibia; Anura; Ranidae. The record is from the annotation of a GenBank genome assembly.